This is a messenger RNA of Lactuca virosa, 2063 nucleotides long. Lineage: Eukaryota; Viridiplantae; Streptophyta; Magnoliopsida; Asterales; Asteraceae. The record is from the annotation of a GenBank genome assembly.
GUUGGUGACAACACUUUUUUUCUUGUUUAGUGAUGGCGCCUGAGAUCAACGCGGUGUGGUGGGCCAUUUGCUCCGUUUUAUCGAUAAAAGUCGGGGUUCGAUCGCACGAGCAAAUCAGUCGCAUAAACACCUUUCGAUAACACACACACACUUUGAGCUUGAACAAUUUGAAAAUGGCGGUGGUGAAUCAGCAGUUGGAAGAUGAUAUCAACCAUGGAUCAGGAGGGAGCACAACUUCAAUUGAUGAUAUCGCUAGGGUUAAUGCUUCAAAAGAGGCGGAAAUAGAGCGGUUGAUUCGCCUAUACCUUAAAAUUAUGUGGCCUACGAUUCAUGCCAAUUCUGAAGAUGAUAACAACCAUGGAGCAGGAGCAGGAGCAAGGACAAGUUUAGUUGAUGAACUCGCAAGGGUUACGGCUUCAACAAAGGCGGAAAUGGAGCAAGUGGUCAACUUAUGUAAGGGAACUUUAUGGCCUAUAAUUUCUGCAGAUAUCAACACAAUGCAGCAAAAAUUUCUUUCGGUGAUAAAAGAGAAAUCUGGCUUGGAUCUGUUGAGGGGCAUGACAUGGAAUUCUGGUAAUACAGCAAGUACUUCAGGAUCAUCGGUUUUCCAAUUUCAAUUCUCAAAUGGAAUCUCAACACCAGUUUCUACAGGCAAGAAUAUUGAAGGAAAAGACAAUAAACCCUUUGUAGUAACUUUGGUUGAUCAAAACUCAGGGCAGAUUGUGAAGACCGGGGCUGAGUCUGCAACAGAAAUUGAAAUAAUAGCUCUUGAGGGUGAUUGUGAUGAUUUUGAAACAGAGAAUUGGACUUCUUGUGAAUUUAACAAUAAGAUCAUCCAUGAAUGGAAUGGAAAGAAAGUACUUCAAGGAAACACUUCCCUAAAACUAAAAGAAGGUAUUGUUUACGUAAAUAAGAUUUCAUUUACACACAAUUCAACCUGGAAGGGAAAGAGAAAGUGUAGGCUGGGUGCAAGGUCAAAGGAUGCUGUUUUUGGCACUUGGGUAAAAGAAGCAAAAACAGAAUCCUUUCUCCUUAAAGACAAGCGCAAUUUCAAGUACAACAAGCAUGAGAAUCCAUCCUCAUCCGAUGAAGUGUAUCGAUUACAUGGGAUCAACCAUCGUAGUGAUUGCUCUAAACGUUUGAUAAAAGAAAACAUAAAAACUGUGAUGGACCUCCGUACUCUCAAUGCAAUUAAUCCAGAGAAGCUCAAAGAUAUACUUAAGGUUCGUCCUAACGACUGGAAGAUCAUCAUGAACAAUGCAGAGAAGUGUAAGGAUGAUAAUGGGAUAUACUUGUACCUUAAUUCAAGAGAUGAUCAAAACAAACAUGGUGUGGUUUUUAAUGUUUAUGGACAUUUGUUGGGAUUAGUUUCCGAUUCUAUAUUCCUUCCUUUCUAUAAGCUUUCCAGCGAAAAAAAGGCUGAUGGUGAAAAGCUGAUAGUAUCAGCAUCUGAACAGUGGAGGGAAGUCGUCUUUUUCGAAGAUGAGGCUGCUCUGAUUAACCAUCUUCAGCCACCCACCAGUACCACCCUGAACUCACUCCCUAAUGGCCUUCUUAACUUGGUGAUUCCUCAGAAAAACAAUCACACAGGCCUUAUUACAACCAUCGAGAACCACAACCACUGGAAAAAUAAUACUAUUGUUGGACUAACCGGUCAAUCAAGUCAAAGCCCCAAACGGCCUGCAUCUGAAUUUGAACAUGUUAUCUCAAAUUACUCCCCUAAAAAGCCCAGAGAUGAUAUGGAUACCGAGGAUGAAGAUUAUAUGCAGUAUCUUAAUUUCUCACAUGCACAAAAAUGGAAGACUGUGUGGUGUGUGGUAGGAUGGAUUUCCAUCUUCUCAAAAGUACGCAGUCUAUCAAUUGCGACAAAUGGUCAUUCCAGCCCAAUCCAGCACAUGCAGAUUUAGAGAAUCUGGUUUGUAAAUUGUAAUAUGAGGUGCUUUUUAAAUGGCUAAGCGUACGUAGAGAGGUGGGCCUUAUAGUCGUUUAUGAUUGAAUGGUGAUUGGGUUACCCUUUUUAUAAAUAAUUUCCGACCCUUGCAAACUUGAGGAGUUGAUGGCUG